CCGUAAAUUAUUCCGCUACCCGACCCGACCAAAAUCUCGCUCUCGCCCCUCUCUCUCUCUCCCCUCUCUCUCUCUCUCUCUCUCUCUCUCUAAAAGCGGAAGAGGAAAGUGAGGUAGAGAGAGAGAGAAAGAGCUAAACAUAAAACACCGCGCCCACACUCAGAGACACCGCCAUUUCUCCGUCUCUGCACGCCUCCUCCGAUCCGAAUCGAAGAGAACGAAGAAGACGAAGACGAAGAGGGGAUAGAGAGAGGUAGAGAGAAGGAGGCGUCCAUGGCGGGGUAUAGAGCGGAGGACGACUACGACUACCUCUUCAAGGUGGUGCUCAUCGGCGACUCCGGGGUGGGGAAAUCGAACCUCCUCUCGCGAUUCACCAGGAACGAGUUUAGCCUCGAGUCCAAAUCCACCAUCGGGGUCGAGUUCGCCACAAGGAGCUUGAGCGUCGAUGGGAAGGUCAUCAAGGCUCAGAUUUGGGACACCGCGGGCCAAGAGAGGUAUCGCGCCAUCACUAGUGCAUACUACCGAGGAGCUGUUGGUGCGUUACUCGUCUAUGAUGUCACCCGACACUCUACAUUUGAGAACGCUGAACGCUGGCUGAGAGAAUUGAGAGACCACACAGAUCCAAAUAUAGUCGUCAUGCUGGUCGGAAACAAGUCAGAUCUCCGUCAUUUAGUAGCUGUUUCUGCCGAAGAAGGAAAGGCCUUUGCAGAGAGGGAAUCUCUCUAUUUCAUGGAGACAUCUGCAUUGGAAUCAACCAAUGUGGAAAAUGCCUUUGCCGAGGUUUUAACUCAGAUUUAUCAUAUUGUCAGUAAAAAGGCGGUUGAAACAGGGGACGAUGGAGCUUCUGCGGUGCCGAGUAAAGGGGAGAAAAUCAAUGUGAAGGACGAUGUUUCUGCGCUGAAGAGAGUGGGGUGCUGCUCUACUUGAUUAAGCUACUUUCCCGCUUUUCCGUGGUUUGUGUUUUACUGUAGACUGUAGUGUUUGUUUCCAGACUACUCUUUGUGGCAUUAAGAUUUGUUUAGGUUAUGCGCACCAUUACAUUUUGUUAAACCAGGAAAGCUUUGUCAGGUUCAGUGUACUUUUUAUUUGUUGCGUUACAAAUCCUUGAUGAAUUAAAGCAUAUACCUUGCAUUAGCUGCUACAUGAUUUA
Ananas comosus (pineapple) is the source of this 1150-nucleotide messenger RNA. Its product is annotated as ras-related protein RIC2. Gene Ontology annotation, molecular function: GTPase activity; GTP binding. Gene Ontology annotation, cellular component: endosome. The record is from RefSeq and is a predicted model, not a curated record. NCBI's taxonomy places the organism in Eukaryota, Viridiplantae, Streptophyta, Magnoliopsida, Poales, Bromeliaceae. The coding region runs from base 274 to 927 and encodes 217 amino acids. The transcript has 2 exons.